Orussus abietinus is the source of this 2472-nucleotide messenger RNA. Its product is annotated as coiled-coil and C2 domain-containing protein 2A. Gene Ontology annotation, biological process: non-motile cilium assembly; protein localization to ciliary transition zone. The transcript is spliced from 4 exons. The record is from RefSeq and is a predicted model, not a curated record. Bases 87 to 2447 code for a protein of 786 amino acids. Gene Ontology annotation, cellular component: ciliary transition zone. NCBI's taxonomy places the organism in Eukaryota, Metazoa, Arthropoda, Insecta, Hymenoptera, Orussidae.
GUCGUCCAUCAACGAGAGCAGGCACUCAUCCCAGUAGAGAGGAAGAGAGAGAGAGAGACACCGGCCUGGAGAGUUCACGAAAAACUAUGUCUGUGGAGACUGUGAGUUUUAUAACCGGAACGAGAAGGAAUUCUCGCAAUGGAGGUGGGAGCAGUAUCGACUUGCAGUAUUCUUAUCCAGAGGUACUAGAAAUCCUUAAAGACAACCCGAUUAUUUCGCACGAACGCAAAGAUUGGAGGAAAUCAUGCAUCACCGAACAACUCGCAGAUGAUGGCCUUUAUGUGUACUCCGAUAAUAUAUUGACUAGUAACGUAGUUAAACCGUACCAUCUAACAGGUCUCGAUACAAGCAGCAAUGCAUCCACGAAGAAGAACAAAAUUUUUGGGAUUGUCAUUCGAGAAGUUACGAUCCAUCCUGACAAUACUGCUACAUCUCGUCCGAUUCAAAUUACAUGUGUCUCGAUUUUGUUCAAUGAAAAAGCAGUAUGUAAAGCCACGGCUCCAUUUGCUAAGCAAUUAUACAAAUUCGUUAUCAGAAACUCUUCGGAGAUGAGUCGCUUCUCUAUACGAGUCGAAGCCCAAGGAGGAAUAUACAGCACAUUGCCGUUACCUUUGCCAAAGUAUUGUGUCUGUGAUAACAAGCUCGACAUCGACUUCUCGAUAGUUGACAGUUCUGGAAUGAUGCACGCUGGAACAGUGAAGUGUAGCGUAAUGCUAACUGCAGAGUUUCGAGAAGGCCCAAAGUCAGGAGAAGAGCAUUUGUCGCACUUGCACUCGACAACGAAUGAUCCAAAUGAUCCACAGAACAGUGCAUCUGCAUUGCUGUACAAGAAACGUGAUGUGAAGAAGCAAAAGGGAUACUUUCUGUUAGAAGACCCAGCAUUGAGGUUCAUUACGAAUGGUGACACAGUAGACAAUACACGCAGCCCAAAGGAGAGUCAGCAACUCGGAGAAGAACCAAAGUUGCAGAUUAACUCGGUGAUAGAGCAACCAAUGUUCUCCUGGCUAAAUUUUUCUGUGAAAGAUUGGCUCGAAGCAAGGACUCCGUCAUCCGGUGCCUUUGCACACAAGCAUCCAGGAAGAAAGGAAACCUUAAGUAUAACUAUCUUACGUGGAGUCGAGGUGCCGGUGAGAGAAGAGUCAGCACUUGUGCAGCCUCUCCUUGAAAUAGAAUGGGCCGAUGUGGUGCAAACAACGUCUGUUUCCAAUGGUCCUGCUCCGAUCUGGCAGGAAACCGUGUGCUUCGAAGUCCCCAGACAGAGCGGAGAACAGUUUGUGAAGCUGAGACUUUACGAUCGACAUCCUGUGUGGGGCUUGCAGUGGCUCGGCGAAGCCAGGAUCCCUGUAGAGAAUCGCUAUGGCUACCAGGAGCUCGAACGAUGGAUAAGUCUCUCUCCGCUCUGCAGCCCAGUGCUUCUAUUAGGUUAUGUGCAGGCAAGUCCAGGCUACUCCUGCACCAGGAUCUAUGUUCUAAUGAGAAUGGAAUUACCUGGAGCCACCGAAGCUGUACCCAAUGAUUCUGUCGACACGUUAUCAAAGGCUAUUCAAAGGUGUAUGGCAGUGCCUUAUAAGAUAUCAGGAAUAGAGACGAUCGAAGAUGCAGCCAGACUGACGAUGCUGCUGGCUUCCCUGCCAGCUCACUAUGGACCGUUGACUCCGAGGCAAGCUCUGAGUUUGAACAAGAUCGAUCACUUUGGUCGAGCUGCGUUGCUUGCCACGUUGCUACAGGGUUUUGGCACUGAGACUUACGUAGUAUUAGGAACGUCACAAAUGCGAAAGUGGGCUGCUUUCGUGUUGACUAUCACCGAUAAUGACACGUAUACCUUGUGGGACUCUGAGAACGGAGAUCACUACGAUCACGGUGUCAAUCGCUGCCCAUUGAUUAAAAUAUCGCGAAUAAUAAAUCAUCAAAGCAUCUGGGGAAACUUGCAAAAGACGUCGACUCCCUCGAAGAUGAGAUUCAACGUGAGGACGGGUAGAGAUUGGCAGCUACUCAGCAGUAAUUCUAUUUUAUCCGAUAAUCGAACCCCUCAGAUGUUGGAUCUGAAACGUACACCUGACGACCAAGACGAAGAAAGGAAAGCUGAAACAUUGGAACAGAACUUACGAGAAAAACUUGCUGAAUGGAGAAGUGGAAUCGGUUUGACUACCUUGUUCAACCGCCACGCAGUGUCCAUUGCUAGAAGACUUUUAUCCAAGGCUGAGAAUUCCACAAUCCAACCGGAAAAGAAUGAAUUGCGACAAUUGUACAGGGCUUACCACACACAUGGCUUUUUACUUAACCUGCGACAAACCAGUAUCGAUGAUUUGAGUAAACAGUUGUUUUCUACCAAGGUCCACGAAGUUACUGGUCCUGUAGAAUUUGCUUUGGUUUGCCAUAUCCAGAGAUACGUUGGUAAUAUUUAUUCCACGUGGUUGGCUGUAUUAGUUCUUCAGGGUAGAAAGUAAUGAUAGAUGGAGAGUGAAGUGAUGU